Molecule: messenger RNA, 3529 nt
Organism: Papilio polytes (common Mormon)
Lineage: Eukaryota; Metazoa; Arthropoda; Insecta; Lepidoptera; Papilionidae
Exons: 1
Coding region: 18-3302 (1094 amino acids)
Source: RefSeq, a predicted model, not a curated record
AUGUCAUCUGUCAAAAUAUGUUUUACGUAAAUAAGAGGAAAUAUUAUUGUUUCUAUUUUUUAUUAAUACAUUAUUUCCAAAAAGUGUUAAAUAAGAAGCCUCAUGCUCAAGAACAGCAAGCUGUUUGGCGACUUGAAUGUGCACUAGGUGUUAUAUCAGAACCGGAUUGUCCUGUGGAUGGAGGUUGGUCCCCUUGGUCCUCCUGGUCAACCUGCCACGGGACGUGCGACGAUGUUGGAUAUCGCAAAAGGACAAGAGAAUGCAAUAAUCCACCGACUUCCAAGGAAGGCAUACCAUGCAGUGGUUCCGACGAACAAAUCGAAUCUUGUUAUCUAACACACUGUGUAGUGGAUGAUUUUAGAAAAUGUUUAAAUGGAGAUUCCAUUAGAACAGAUGCAAUGCGACAGUUAGAAACAGUACCAAGCAUAAUGGAGCGAUGUCUUCAAGUUGAAUGUACGUUUUAUGACAUUGAAAACGCUUUAGCAGAAGACAAUACGUGGCAGCUUAACCCUGAAAUUAUAUGGAACGCUCUUCAAUGUGUUAAACAUAAUGUAGGGUGUCCUGUAGCGGGAGAAUGGGGUCCAUGGGGAGCGUGGUCAGCAUGCGGCUCACUUUGCGGUAAAGGAUUUCACUGGAGAAUCAGAAAAUGCGACACUCCUCCGCCAUCUGAUGAUCGGCUAAUAUGUCUUGGAAAUCCUCUACAAUUUGAAGACUGUGAAGGCGAUCAAUGUGCUAUUGAUGAGAGUUACACCGGAGAAAAUACAGGAGGCAAUUGGAGCAAAUGGGGAGAAUGGUCCCCGUGUUCUGAAAAUUGUGGUAUUGGUGUAAGGCGUAGGAGAAGGGUAUGCAUUGAGAAACAAAAGCCACAUAUUUCUGCUAAAUGGGGAACACAUUGUAGGGGUCAACAUGCUCAAAUGGAAGUUUGUAAAAACAAAGAGUGCUUACUAGAUGGCGGGUGGUCAGGAUGGGGCAUAUGGGGACCUUGUUCACAAACAUGUGGAGCAGGUAGGCGCUUUAGAACUCGGUCAUGCACUAGGCCAAUGCCAUCUGGAGGUUCGAAUUGUGUAGGUCCUAAAUAUGAAGAAGGCCCUUGUCAUCAGAUGCCUUGCGAUGUGUUUUCACACGUUGUUGCUUUAUUUAAUGGGGAUUCUUUCUUGCAGUAUGAUUUUUUGCAGAAACGGUCAACAUUAUUUCAUUCGUUUAUACGAUUUAUGCCUCUUUCCCCUCACGGCUCGCUCAUAAGAAGAGGAGAUAUAUCUCAUCCUCUGGUAAGGCUCAGUCUACAAAAAUGGUAUCUAUGUUUGGACGCUAGAGGAUUAUCACAGUCAUGCAGUCCUCUUCGCAUCUGUUCGACUUUCGUUCUGGAGCCGGCUGCUUGGCAUUCUGCUAUGAUCACUGUCAACAAAGAAAGUAUUUCGCUUAGAAUAAAUGAUGCCCAGAUACCCAUACAUGGAAUGUUCCCUUGUGAUCCUGAGCUAACAGAUGAUAUGACGUUUAUUACUGUUGGUGAAAAAUUUCAUGGAGUCGUUCAAGAACUAAUUGUGAAUUUUAUACCUUUGGUCAUGAUGAUCAAUCGUAAUCGAUUGGCUAGGACUGACUUCGUUCCCACUUCUGCCUCAAAUAUAGCCUAUGAAAAGGCAAAUAUUGAGGAAGCUUUUCUCUAUCUCGAAAACGAUCAAUACUUAAGGUUGCCUUGCUUCGAUGAUCAAAAUGAAUGGAAUUUGCAACUAACUCUAAAACCCAAAAAGGAGGUGGGAAUAAUACUUUUUCUUCCAGGAAUUCAGGAAGAUGAUUGGCUUUGUAUCGCUUUAACUAACUCAAGAUUGAAAAUAAAAUUAUCUUUACGUGGCUUUCGUUCGGAGACCACCAGCUCAACGGAAUGUUUACCUGACCAAUGGCUAGAUAUUAUGUUAUCUAAGCAAAGCGAAAGUGGGACCAUUGAAACCAUUAUAAAUGCAUCGGAACGGCUCCAUGUUCUGCUAACAUUCUCUACAACUAACAAAAGACACAGUGUUUACCCAUUUUUCUCGAUACGACCAAAUCAAAACGAGUCUAAUUUGAAACAAAAUAUUAGUUUAGCCAAUGUUGUAAAUAACACUACGUAUGUUCUAUGUUACGAUGAAUUUUUUAUCGGAAACAUACCGCUUGAAUAUAAAAACGUUAACAGCGAAGAACUGACCUCUUAUUCAGGAAUAAUAGCGUCUUUAAAAGUAAAUAAUAAUUUUAUAGACCUUCAUAGUUUUGGAGUUGAACGAAUUAAAGAUAAUAAAAUUCAACUAUCCUCACGCACAUCGAGCAUAUCUGGUUUUUAUUACGAAACUAGCUGGGGGAUAAGUAAUAGUUUAAAUCUGACAUGUUUACACGCCAGAACAAAACGAACACCUAACAAGGCCUGGUGGUUUUAUUUAGAUAAUGCCAUUAAUAGUAUUUUAGAGAAGAAAUCUGCAAAAGCCGUUGAUGACGGAAAAGUACUACGACUUAUUGCUAAAGCGCCAAACUACCAUAGGGGUUUCUACACUUGCCGUGCGCAUACAAUGAAGAGAACAUGUAAUAUUGUGACGUACGGUGUUAUAGGAGAACUUCAAUACAAACUGGCAGAGCCGGACGCCACCACAAUAAUAGCAAUUUUCACAACUAUACUAUUAGUUCUUGGGACGUUGGGGUGGUUGGUUAUAGAAGGUAUAAACGAUUUGCGUAAUGGUUACGGUUUCUUUCGAGAUGCUCAUUUGUCACCAGAGGAAGAAGCAGCGGCAGUUUGUAAUUACAUUGACCAAAAUCUUCAUUUAUACGGAUCUAGAAGCGCUGCUGAUAUUGCAAAAGCCAGGGCAAGACGUAAAGGUAAAUAUUUAGGAGGUCGAUCGAGUUAUGCAGCUCAAGAACCACAAGGCAGAAUACAAAUUGAAAAAAAUCUAUCGAAGGGCGGGGAUUAUCCUUUGAGUGAACCGGAAGAGCUGCCGGCGUUGCCCGAAGUUAAAAGCUUUGUCGCGAAUGCAGUUCACAACGUGUAUAGAUGUGAGCCAUCAUACAUUGCCUCACCAAAUCUCGCUUCUAAUAAUACAGCGCAAUCUCAACCGCUGUCUUCAUCGUUACAAAGCUCACCAAGGGAUCUAUUCCCACAUUUGUUAGUGUGUAAAUCACAAAGUCCUGGUAUCGAGAAAGACGAGACACGAAAGAGGUGCUUGCUGCUUAAUGAGGUGAUUGAUGAUAAAAUAAAUACCUCAUCACCGGAAACAUCACCUUGUAAGUCCCCCGCUCAUAAAAUCUUGAAUAAAUUCUACAUGUUAAAGCAUAGUGAUGACUGAAAUUUAAAAUGAUCUGUAAAAGUGAUGGUUCAUAAUUAUAGACCCUUUAAACUGAAUAAUAGGACUUUUUCCAAUAUCCUAAUUAUUUAAUCUUUUUUUUUCCUAUAAGCACUCGCUUUAUUCUUUCAACUUUCAUAAAGUUUAUUGUAUUUGGUUUAUAAUAAUGUAAGAAGAAUAUAUGUCUAAGUUUGUUAUAAUUACAGCACAAUUUUGUGAAACUUAAAUAU